Molecule: messenger RNA, 4439 nt
Organism: Acanthochromis polyacanthus (spiny chromis)
Lineage: Eukaryota; Metazoa; Chordata; Actinopteri; Pomacentridae
Exons: 12
Coding region: 3211-3909 (232 amino acids)
Source: RefSeq, a predicted model, not a curated record
AUGAUGCUGGAGUCGGUCCUGAUGCUGGAUUUGAGGAGUCUACGAAUCAAAUUUGUCUGUUUUUAUGCAAGUAGAGGAAUCUUAGGCUGUUUUUUCCAUCAAAUUAUCUUUUUAUUUUGCAAAUUUGUGUGUUCUUCCUGUUAAACAUUUGACUUGAAUGGAACAGGGACACAGAAAAGUGCAAAGAAAGAACCCUAAAAGUGAGAAGCAUCAUCCCUCUGGCUUCUCCUUGGUGUUGCCUUUGGUUUGCACCACGUGGAUCGAUUUUUGUGAAGUUUUAAGGGUUCAAACUUUGGUUUACCAUGAUUAAAAUGGAGUUGGCUUUGAACUCAAGGCAAGGCAAAUUUAUUUAUAUAGCACAUUUCAACGACGAGGCGAUUCAAAGUACUUUACAAAGACAUUAAGACAGAAGAUGGCAACAAUUAUUAAAAGAAAAACAAAAGAAAACAUUUAUAAAAUCUUUUUUUUUAAAAAAAAAAGGUCAGAACGGUAAAAAGAUCAAAAACAAAAGUCAGAAAACAAGGGCUGUUUAAAAUAACUCAUAAAAUAAAAGUUAAAAUAACUGUUAAAAGUAACUUAAAAUAAUUUAAUCAAAGGCGGCUGAGAAAGCUAGAAUCAAUCCUGAUGGUGGAUCUGAGGAAGGUGAAGAGUCAGAUUUCUAUAUCUUUAUGUAGGUAGCGGUAUCUUACACUGUUUUGUCCAUCAAGGAUCUUUUUAAUUUUGCAAAUUUAUGUGUUGUUCCACUUAGACAUUUGAUUGAAAUGGAGCAGAAUAGUGCAAAGAAAAGAAGCCUAAAAGCGAGAAGCUUCGUCCCUCUGGCUUCUCCUUGCACCAAACUGACCAUUUUUGGUGAAGUUUUAAGAGUUCAAACUUUGGUUUAACAUCAGUAUUUUUAGACUCAGUCCUGAUGCCAGACUCAACCUUAGGAGAGCUUAAGAGUCAAAUUUCUUUAUUUUUAUGCACAGAGAGGCGUUUUUUUUCAUCAAAUAUCCUUUCAUUUUACUAAACUGAGCCAGGUCACAGUGCCAUGUCUUUGUUCUUCCUGGUAAACAUGAUUUAAAUGGAACAGAGAAACCAAAGUAGAAAAAGAAGUCUGAAAGUAAAGAGUGUCAUCCCUCUAUCUUGUCCUUGGCGUUACCUUUGAUUUACACCAAACCGACCAUUUUUGGUGAAGUUUUAAGGGUUCAAACUUUGGCUUAACAUGAUUAAAUGGGGUAAAGUAAAAAUAUGUCUGUAUAGUCAGGAAAAUAUACAGUAAUCAAUGUAGAAGAAUGCCUUCUGUGACUGUUAGAGUACACUAAAGGACAAAAUACAAUCAUUUUUCCUGAUUAUCUUGACAUGUUUUGAUUUUAAGUGGCAUUUUAAAUGAAGAACUUGAACUUGUUAUGAAGGUGGAGAAAAUAAUUCAGUCCUUUCAGUAAGUUAAAGUACUCUAAGUUAAAAUCCUGGGUUUAAAAUGUUAAGUAUCUCAGUAUUAUCAGGAAAAUCUUCUGUAUUCUGUACUAUGUUGUACUCUAACACUCACAGGAGGCCUUUUUCUGCCAUGAAUACACUAUAUUUUCCUGAUUAUCCUGACGUACUUUUACUUUUAGUGACAUUUUGAUUGUUAGACUUUAACUUGUAAUAAAGUACUUUCACUUUAGUAAAGCGUGUAAAUAUUUCAUCCACAAUUAUCUAAGUAAAAGUACUCGAUUACUAGUAGAAGUCCUGCAUUUAAUCUGUAAAAUAUUAUGUAUUCAAAGCAGAAAAAUGCCUCCAAUGACUGUAAUAUGAUUAAUUAUCUCAUUAGAUUAUUCUAAUUAUUGCAUUAAUGUAAACAUAGAAUUGUGUUUCUUUUAAAUCUGGGGUUUUUCUGCUGAUCAUUUCCUCCAUCAAUGGAUUUUUUUCAUCCAGAAAAAUUCUAAAAGUAGUGAGAAAUGACAUCCAAACUGCUUAAAAUUGAUCUAAAAAUCUAUUUUAAGUCAAUUCACACAGUAGUAAGCUGAGUAAUCAUUUCAGCUGCUCUUACAGAAACUGUUAGUAUAUAACUGUGUCAUAUUUUAUUCAUUUUUCAUGUUUUUUGUGCAAAAAUGUGAAUUUUCUGGAUAAACGCCAUGCAGCAAAAGACAGAAAGUAGCUUAAAUUUUUCAGUACUUGAGUUAAUGUUCUUAGUUCCAUUCCUCCGCUGAGAAUAAGCAGCUAGUUCCGUUCAGUUUAGUUCUCUUUAGAAAAACAUGACAGCAAAGCAGAACCUCCCAGACCUGGAAUGCAGCCGACGCGUUCAGAUGUUUGUCUGAAAGGUGAGGUGAAGUUAUGUAAAACUUAAAACUCCCAAAAAUCUUAAAAGUUCACGACUGACGAGGCGAUGGAGCAGAAAGAAAUGUGGAUUUUGAAUAUUCUUCAGCAGUGUUUAACCUUUUUUUUUUUACAUCUCUAAAGAGGACAACAGGUCUAAUAAAACCCGUUUUUCAGGUUUCUGUCCGUUUGAGGAUGGCAGCUGCUGACAGAUUUUUCACCGAUGAUGAUUCCUCUGACUCACUAAAGCUCGUUCACACACAAUGAAGGCGCUGUCCUCGCCUUUAAAUGUGUCUGUCUUGUCUCGUCCCCUUUGUUGUUUCAAGGACGAACUUGAAAAGUGAACCAGAAGAUCCACCGAGGGAAGAAACUCGGCCUUUAUCUGAGGCCGUGUUUGGGCCGUGGACCACUGUUUGGCCAACCACAGCCCUCUCCCCUCUUCUUCUCUGGUUUCUUGCAGACGUUGAAGCAGCUGCAGCUGCUGUUUCUGAGGACGUGAACCUGACCUGCAGCUGCUCGGUGUCUUCCUGAAACAAAAAGAGGCACCAUCAGGCUGCAGGUCGAACAGGAAAAUCAGGAUCAUUCAAAAGGAUGAGGACAAGAUGCAAAACAGGACAGGAUCAUCCUCACCACGCCUUCCUCCCUGGAGCUGCUGCAGGUUUCAUCAGGGCGGAUUUAGAGCCUUGAAGUCUGAAACAGCUGAUCUCUGAAGAGCUGCAGGAAGUUCAGAUGAAGCUGCAAGUUCAAACACAACCAGACGGACUCUGACCCGCUGCCGGCUGCUGAUUGGCUGGAGCCCGAUUCUCUGGCUGCUGAUUGGCUCUCCGGCUGCAGGAGGCGGAACUGGAUCGUCCUGUUGCGCCAGAACGACUCGUCGGGGUCAGAGAAGACGUGGGAGGAUCAGGAAACGUUCAGCGUCGGUCAGGAAAACCCAGAAUGAUAAUCCGACGGGGCAUCAACAGAGGGGUUGUGAAGAGUUUGAUGGUGUUGGUGUCGGCAGUUAUUUUGUUAAUACUCCUCCUGCAGUUCUUCAACAACCCGUUCAAAACUGAUUGGAAUCUUGCUUUACUGGAAAGCUUCAGUCAGACCUCUGAGGUGGCCAUCGACGUUCCACAGGGACCCUGUACUAUAAAAAGAGACUGUCCUGAUGACCACUACAGCUUCUUCAUCCAAAGCGGAGCCGCCAAUGUGGUUGGUCCAAAGAUCUGCAUCCAGAACAAACUGGUUCUAGGAUCAGUAUUGAACAACGUUGCACCUGGAAUAAACCUUGUUACAAUGAAUGGUAGAAGUGGAGCCGUCAUAAAGACCGGGACCUUCAACAUGUAUUCUGGAGAGGUGGAGCCGCUCAUCGACUUCCUGAAGGAGAUCGACAAAGAUUCUGUGGUUCUGGUCGCAUCCUACGACGACCCGUCUACAAAGUUAAAUGAUGAAGCCAGGAAACUGUUUGUUGAACUGGGAAGUUCUUCGAUCGAGACGCUGAAAUUCAGAGAUAACUGGGUGUUUGUUGGUGUGAAAGGAGAGUCUAUGAAGAGCAAACACGAGAAGGUCAGAAAGAACGACCGCGAGAUCAAUAAGUACGACGGCUGGCCCGAGCUGAUCGACAUGGACGGAUGCAUCCCCAAACACCUGGACUGAGCUGGAAGAAGAAGAAGAAGAAACUUGGACUGAGCUCAUAUCUGUACCUUCAGGAAUCAGAACGGACCUUUUGUUCUGCAGCCUGCUGAGUAAACGGGUCUCUGUUUGCUGGGCUGCAGCUUCGUUAUUUAAACCCCGCGGAUGUUUUCGCUGCUUCUCCGUCGUGUGGUGGAAGCUGGGCUCUGUUACAGUCGGCUGCUGUGGCCAAAAGGGGGAAAACGCCUUUAAUUCAACCUCCACAGUUCAUCUCCACCUCAUCAUUUACAACCAGCAGCUUCUCCGUCGUCUUUAAGGACUCAAACUAAAAAACAAAAAGCCUCCAAACUUUUAGUGUGUUUCAUUAAAAAAAAAAACAAGUCAAAUGUUUACGGGUUCCGUCCAUCUUCGGUGCCUUCGUAGGUUUUGUGGAGGAUACAGAAACUCAUUUUUAUUCCUGUUUUUUUCUCUCCCUUUUUUUUCUUUUGUUGUUUUGUUAAAUAACAUUUGGUGUAAAAUGUUUAAACUGGAGAAUAAAACUACCCUGAGAUGAA